AUUGUGAUGUCYUAUCUAGAAGUCUACGAUGAACAAAGAGAAGAAAUGCGUAUCAAUGCUUUGCAAGUGUUGAAGACGGCCAUGUUGAACUUGUGGCCAAGAGUUGAAAGACAUGCUUCGAACAUCCUCAAAGCUCUUUUAAAGCUUAUUGUUGAUUGUGCUGAUAUAGAUAAUGCAGAAGCCAAAGAAAACCUUCUUGAUUCCUGUAUACAGUGUUUAGUAGUGUUAUACCAUUGCUGCCCUGACCAUGUCCUGAGUUCGUUCCACUCUUUGAAAGAAGAAGUCAACCAUACGGAAAUCUUAUAUUGUAUUAACAAAGUACUGGAAGAAGUUACUAGMUGACACGAUGGAACAACAUUACUACAGAGGUGCGCUCUCUUGUAAGAAUUAUCGAACACUUGCUUCAAGAUUCACAUGUCUCUAGUUAUUCUCUGUUGUUCUGCUGGAACUAUCACAUUUAGAAAGGGUUUGUUUAGGGGAACUCCAGUUACUGAGGGACUAUGCAUUUGACUGUGAAUAAGGAAUCAGGAAGGGGAUGCUUCUUUACCUUACGAAGUAUUCGGUUUAGUUUAAUUUGAUUUGGUCAACCUACAGCAAUACAGAAGUUUCACUUUCUCAAAAAUUUAGCUGGCAUGCUAAAGCUCUUUCUGGAAGCAUUGAAUACUGACUGAAUGGUGUUUCAACAAACAGGAGGAGCCGGCCGGGUCCUGUUCUUCUAAAUACUGUUUAACUGUUCUUGUACGAAUGUUUUCCUAGGAAAGAGAUUUUUGAGAACUACAUUGUUGACAGUCUCACAAGCAAAUGUGGCGGCCUUCCUUCUUUAAAAUAUUUUUGUUUCUUAUAAACGUUUUUAAGGUAAAAAAAGCCUUAUAUAACGUUUAGUCUUGGUCAAAAAGUUAGGAAAUUUUUAUUUUCCUGGCAAAAAUUCUUAGAAAGUAUCCCUUCCCUGGAGAGUUCUUUUUUCCUGAAUUUAUUGCUGGCAACCAGUUGUGACUUACAGCUGGCUGGGACAUAAGAACAGAUAUAUUUCUCCCAGGAACCCGUUGGCUCCUCCUAAACAAACRCUAAGGACAUGUGUGCGUAUGGACUCGCUGAUUUCCACUACAAAGGAAACCCAAAGCCAAUGCUAAACGCAAGUCCACAAGGCACUUUUAAAAACAUCAUGAAAGACGACCCAAAUUUUAGCGCAAACCCAAUGUUUUUUCUUUAAUAUACAGCAAUAAUGAAUGUUGAGGUAGUGAGUAUGAGUGAAUAUAGGGCCACAAGUUUAUUAGUCUAGAGACUAUUACGUGCUACCCUCUCAAAAUAAAAGACUUUAUUAUUUAUUUUAAUACGGAAAUUUCAUUUUCUCAAAGUCAGUUUAGCUGGUAAAUUUAUAAUCAAUCAAAGAGCAAYAUCAGAGCAUGAAUUUAAGUUUAUUUUUCUUCCAAUAAAAUAUUCAAUUUUACAA
Messenger RNA from Exaiptasia diaphana, 1450 nucleotides. RefSeq names its product TELO2-interacting protein 2. Gene Ontology annotation, cellular component: centrosome; cytosol; nucleoplasm. Bases 7 to 342 code for a protein of 111 amino acids. NCBI's taxonomy places the organism in Eukaryota, Metazoa, Cnidaria, Anthozoa, Actiniaria, Aiptasiidae. The record is from RefSeq and is a predicted model, not a curated record. The transcript is spliced from 4 exons.